AUGAACCGAGACCCAAGCUCUCUAGCGGAGGCACAGAAGAGCGUGGAAGCCCAUGAACAUAACUUCAAGUGUGGCGAACAGGGACAUUUACAGAGGGACUGCACAAAGUCACGAAGCUCAUCGCCUGCUCGCGGCCGUAGUGACAAACAUUCUGACCAUCAUACUCAGUCCAACAGCGCACCAUUGCCAAGUCACCAGGAACGAGGGUUGAAACUGAGCUGUGCUAAAAGCAAGGGUGAGAGCCUUCAGAUUCCAAUCACUGUGAAUGGCAUUGCAACAGAGGCCGUGGUGGAUACUGGAGCCCAGACAACAGUAAUUUCAGAAGAGCUGUACCAAAACUUUUCAGAAGAGCAGCCCACGAACCUCUGUAAAACCUACCUUCUAAAUGCAGGUGUUGGAGAUGGCAUGAAGGCGAAGCGGGGCCUGUCUGUGACCUUAAAAAUUGCAUCCAAAACAAUAACCUGGCCUGUACAUGUAGCUCCCAUACGUGACUCUGUCCUCCUCGGCCUGGAUCUGAUGAAAGCUCACGAUGUCGUCAUCCACACCCGCGGGAAAGUCUUCAUUGGAAAUGAGCUCGUGCCUUCAAAAAUAGUGGGAGGAGAUGCAGCAGACUACAGCGUGGCCAGAGUGAUCUUGAGAGAAGCCACCACUAUACCAGCAACUUCAGAAUGCGUCGUGUGGGGAGAAGUCGAGAACCCCAGGCCUGGUGUCCCAGCAGUGCUAGAGCCCUUGAACAUCACAGAAGCAGUAGCAUCUGGAAGUGUGGCUACCACGAUGGAGAAGCAAGUGCCGGUCAGAUUAUGCAACUUCUCGACCAGCAAAGCAGCCUUGUUAAAAGGAGUGUGCCUCGGACUCUUAGUGGAGGCCUACCCGGAUGAACCGAAAAGCCUGUGGGAGAAGAAAGCUGCGACUGAUGGUGAGAGUGAAGUAGUCGAUGCGCCACCCCUGGCGAUCGGAAGAGUGGCAACGGUCGCCGACCUGCCCGAGCAUCUCCAUUGCCUGGUGGAGGCCACAAGCGAAAGUCUGAACGAAGAACAACAACAACAGUUCCUCCAGCUGCUACUGACUUACCAGUCCCUGUUCGCUAAAGGUGACUCUGAUCUGGGUUACCUCUCCACUGUCACACACAAGAUCGACACCGGUCUAGCCAAGCCUGUGCGCCAGCGAGUGAGACGGACCCCCCUUGGAUUUCAAGGUGAGGAAGAAGCCCAUCUCCAGGACAUGCUCAGAGCGGGUGUCAUCACGCCAUCAUCAUCAGAGUGGGCUUCCCCGGUUGUUUUGGUACGCAAGAAAGAUGGAGGAGUGCGGUGGUGUGUGGAUUACCGCAGCCUGAAUAGCCUGACAAUCAAAGACGCGUACCCUCUCCCCAAGAUAGAAGAGUGCCUUGAUGUUCUUGGCGGAGCCUCUCUGUUCUCUACGCUGGACCUGCAGUCAGGCUACUGGCAGAUAGCAGUGGAUGGCCGUGACCGUGACAAGACCGCAUUCAUCACCAAAUGGGGCCUCUACGAGUACACACGCAUGCCCUUUGGGCUUUGCAACGCCCCAAGUACUUUCCAGAGGGCAAUGGAGCUCGUCCUUAGGGGGCUGCAAUGGGACAAGUUGCUUAUCUACCUAGAUGACGUCAUCAUCCUGGGUAGGAGCGUGGAAGAGAGCCUCGACCGUCUUGAACAAGUCUUUGAGCGCCUACACAAAUAUGGCCUGAAGUUGAAGCCUUCGAAAUGCCACCUGCUUCAAGAAAAAGUUCUCUUCUUGGGCCAUAUCGUGAGUGGUGAUGGAAUCCGUCCAAAUCCAGCGCUGGUCAGAGACGUACAGCUCUGGGAGCCACCCAGCAACGUUCAAGAACUCCAAGCGUUUCUUGGCCUAUGCAACUACUACCGCAAAUUUGUCUCAUCUUUCGCUGAAAUUGCAAGUCCCCUCCACAACCUGUUAAAGAAAGGAGCUGUGUUUCAGUGGACUGAACACCAUCAAGAGGCUUUCACAGAGCUCAAAGAAAGAUUGACAACUGCCCCAGUAUUAGGAUACCCCAUAGCAGAAGGCCAGUACAUCCUCGAUACCGAUGCAUCCAACCAUAGUGUGGGAGCUGUUCUGUCACAACUCCAGUGGGGAGAGGAGCGGGUACUGACAUAUGGCAGCAGUCACCUUACACCAGCUCAGCAGAGAUAUUGCGUCACCAGACGUGAACUUCUUGCCGUGGUGCGCUUUACCCGUCAGUUCCGUCACUACCUACUAGGAAAGAAGUUCCUGUUACGAACAGAUCACGGCAGCCUCACCUGGCUCUUCCGAUUCAAGUAUCUUGAAGGUCAACUGGCCAGGUGGCUGGAGGAGUUGAGCCAAUACGACUUCCGCAUAGAGCACAGAGCAGGCGUCAAGCACUCAAACGCUGAUGGCAUGUCAAGGCAAGGCACUGGAGAUAUGGACAGAUGUGACUGCUACCAAGCUGGGAAGUACCUGUCAGAGUUACCAUGCCAAGGUUGCAAGUACUGCCAGAGACUUCACGAGCAGUGGGCCAGGUUCGAAGAAGAUGUUGAUGAUGUCAUACCACUGGCGGUGAGAUAUCUGGAGCCCAGCAUGGAGACUGACAGUAAUGAUCAUCAAUUGCAAGCACCAGAACAGACACCAGUACCCCAACCGACCACCCCAGUAGUCAACUGGAUGCAGUCUGUGAGCAACGACCAGCUUGCCCAACUCCAGAAAGCUGAUCCUAUCAUCUCCAUUCUCCAUCAGUGGAAGGACACCAGCACACUUCCCACUAAAGACCAAGUGAUGCUCGAGAGCCCAGCAGUGAGGAAAUUCUGGCUAUGUUGGCCUCAGAUUGUGAGACGCCAAGGAGUUCUCUUCUAUCGCUGGGAGAGAGAAGACCAAGACCCAACACUGUUGCUGCUAGUACCAUCGUCCAUGCAGAGAGAGGUUCUACAGGCUUGCCACAACCCCCCUCACUCUGGACACCUGGGAGAAUUGAAGACUCUGGAACGGCUGCGCCAAGGCUACCAUUGGCAUGGGAUGCGAGAAGACGUUCAUCUCUUCCUGAAAAAGUGCCAAUGCAAGGGAAGCAAAGCGACAGGAACACUAAAGCGAGCCCAACUACAAAGUUACCAAGCUGGUGCACCGUUAGACCGUCUCCACUUAGACAUCCUCGGACCCUUUCCCUUAUCCAGCUCAGGAAACAAAUACAUCCUCGUCAUAAUUGACCAAUUCACCAGGUGGGUUGAAGCCUUUGCUGUUCCUGACCAGGGGGCCGAAACAACAGCCAAGAAACUGGUCUACGAAUUCAUUGCUCGUUUUGGCUCUCCGCUCGAGUUACACACAGACCAGGGCCGUAACUUCGAGAGUUGCCUGUUCUCUAGUGUAUGCAAGCUUCUGCAGAUCACAAAGACCAGAACAACCCCCUAUCAUCCCGCCUCUAAUGGUCAGGUAGAACGGUUCAACCGAACUCUGCUUCAGAUGAUAAGGUGCUAUGUGGACAAAGAUCAGAAAAAUUGGGACGAACACCUGCCACUACUUACCUCCGCCUACCGCAGUUCCCGCCAUGCAGUCACAGGCUUCACACCCAACCAACUCAUGCUCGGCCGAGACGUCCACCAACCCCACGACAUUCAGUCAGGCACUGCAGAGUUCAAGUCAGAUCGGAUGGGAGUAGCCGACUUCCUCUUCCACCUCAAAGAAGACCUUGAAGAGGCCCAUCAGACAGCGAGAAAACAUCUCCGCACGGCACAGGAACGUCAGAAGAGGACAUACGAUGUAAGAGCACAAGAACAGUCUUACAGUGUCGGCGAUCUGGUGUACGUGAAGGAUGACACAAGGAAGAAAGGACUAAGCCCUAAGCUCCAGGCACCAUGGACAGGCCCCUUCAUCAUUUCAGCUCGACGUGGCCCCGUCAUCUACGAGAUCCAAGGUGCUAAGCGCAGCAAGAUAAUGCAUCACAACCGACUCAAGCCGUACACCAGUGAAGUCGUUCCUGCCUGGGUGGGACGUCAGAGGAGCCGUGUGCUACAGCAGCGCCAAGACUCGCCAGACCCAUCACUAGAAGUAGAUGCCCCACCAGUGCCGGGUGUUCAGCACCAAGACCUGCCCGACGCUUCACCUGAUGUAGAUACUCCACAGGUGCCAGGCCAGCUAGACCUGAGAGAACAUCUCGUCACUGCACAGGAGCGUCAGAAGACAUACGAAGUACAAGCACAAGAGCAAUCUUACAGUGUCGGCGACCUGGUGUACGUGAAGGAUGACACAAAAAGGGAAGGACUACGCCCCAAGCUCCAGGCACCAUGGACAGGCCCCUUCAUCAUCUCAGCUCGCCGUGGCCCAGUCACCUACGAGAUCCAAGGUGCUAAACGCAGUCAGAUCAUGCAUCACGACCGACUCAAGCCGUACACCAGUGAAGUUGUCCCUGCCUGGGUGGGACGUCAGAGGAGCCGUGUACUACAGCAGAGGCAAGACUUACCAGACUCGUCACCUGAGGCGGAUGCUCCGAGGGGACCAGACCUGCCAGACUCGUCACCUGUGACGGAGGCUCCGAGGGGACCAGACCUGCCAGAUUCGUCACCUGUGACGGAGGCUCCGAGGGGACCAGACCUGCCAGACUCGUCACCUGUGGCGGAGGCUCCGAGGGUGCCAGGCCUACCAGACUCGUCUCCUGAGGCGGGUGCUCCGAGGGGACCAGACCUGCCAGACUCGUCACCUGUGGCGGAGGCUCCGAGGGGACCAGACCUGCCAGACUCGUCUCCUGGGGCGCGUGCUCCGAGGGGACCAGACCUGCCAGACUCGUCACCUGUGGCGGAGGCUCCGAGGGUGCCAGGCCUACCAGACUCGUCUCCUGAGGUGGGUGCUCCGAGGGGACCAGACCUGCCAGACUCGUCACCUGUGGCGGGUUCCCCGAGGGGACCAGACCUGCCAGACUCGUCACCUGUGGCGGAGGCUCCGAGGGGACCAGACCUGCCAGACUCGUCUCCUGGGGCGGGUGCUCCGAGGGGACCAGACCUGCCAGACUCGUCACCUGUGGCGACCUUGCUUAACUGA
This is a messenger RNA of Engraulis encrasicolus (European anchovy), 5013 nucleotides long. RefSeq lists its product as uncharacterized. The record is from RefSeq and is a predicted model, not a curated record. The coding region runs from base 1 to 5013 and encodes 1670 amino acids. Gene Ontology annotation, molecular function: zinc ion binding; aspartic-type endopeptidase activity; nucleic acid binding. Gene Ontology annotation, biological process: DNA integration; proteolysis. The transcript is spliced from 2 exons. NCBI's taxonomy places the organism in Eukaryota, Metazoa, Chordata, Actinopteri, Clupeiformes, Engraulidae.